AUGGCCGCUCAAUCAGUCGAUACUUUCGUCCUUGCCUUCAGCGAUCCUCUUUCAAAUGAGGCUGAGCCCCAGAGAGCACGGGUCAAUGUCAGCAUUUCCUUUGAACUUUUCAACAACAAUCAUGUCCAAACACUCUCCACCAAUCAGGCCGGAGGAGACGUCGAAGGGCUGUUAUUUGUUCCUGACUUGGAUUCGUCCGACCCCUGCUUCAAUGCAUCGAUGCAAUACGUCCCAAGUAAUGUCACCCGAAUAGGUGAUCUACCAACCGUGCAAUACUUGUACUUGGGAUUUGCGCCAUGGUUCUCUGCAGACUGUACAAAAUCCUACCUUGCCGCCGCCCGUGAGGUGCCAGGCCUCGACGGACUCAUAUUCUAUACCCCAAACAACAGCACUGGUACGCCUCCACCGGUAUCAGAUGGGACUUGGGACUUAAACGAUGGAGGACAAUGGAAGUCGGAGAACAAAUACCCCGUCUAUGCUGUACCAGGCGUCGAUGGAGGGAUUAUUAUGCAGCAGCUCGCGCAGUACUCUCGCAAUGCAUCAAGUGCUAAGGUGCAAAACAUCCUCGCGCAGGAGCAACUGGAUCCUACAGAUUACGUUCGACUCUAUACGACCUUCGGAUUGAAUGGUGGCACCAGUCUGCCCACAUUGUGGGCAUUUCUGCUAAUUGUACUUGGCAUCGUUCUCUUCAUCAUUGGCUUAACAUCUAUCUCGAUGCAUUACUAUCAGCGACGCAAUCGUCGCGCUCUUGAACGCCGCAUCCGAAGCGGUGAAGUCGACCUCGAAACCCUUGGCAUCAAGCGGUUGCGUGUCUCUCAAGAAGCCGUCAACAAUCUUCCCACUUUCAUCUAUGUCCCCAACGAAAGCAAAUCAACUGACACCAAUGAGCCGGGGGAACUUUCUUCACGAGCGCUUUCAGAGUCAGCUGCGCCAGCCUCUUCCACACCAGACCACACUCUUUGGGCGCAACCAACAUGUCCUAUCUGCCUCGAUGACUUCAUCCCUCGCGAAACCACGGUUCGCUCCCUCCCAUGUCACCACAUCUACCAUCCUGCAUGUAUCGAUCCUUUUCUACUGGCCAACAGCUCCCUCUGCCCCGUCUGUAAAGCUAAAGUGGUCCCUCAAGAGCAAAAUGCCUACACAUACGAGCCGGUCACUAAUGCAAUGGUGCGCUACGAGCGUCGAGCUGGAAGGAUGAGACUUGCGCGCGAGAUGAGGCGGUCACAGACUGGAUGGGUUGGGACCCAGGGAAGGGUGAGUAGCGGGCGCUUCAAUAACCUCAGGAGGGUAUGCGGGAGGGAUAGGAGAAUCUUCAGUGCCCCAAGUGCAGCGCCGACAACGAGUCAGAUCGAGAUGGUCGCCGUGGGGAACAGGGCAGCGUCGAGUCCAAUCGCAGCUCCGCAUCCCGAGGUGUCGGCAGUGCAGACAAGACCGCCGGCUGACACUACUAUAAGAAGAGAAUGGAUCAGCAGGAGGAUGAGUGCAUUGGUGGGGCGUGAGCCGACGAUAGAAGAGACGGAGGCGGAGAGACUGGCACGGAUGCCCAUGUGGCGAAGAGCCCUUGGCGCUGUCUUCCCUGGUUUCCGAUAA
Molecule: messenger RNA, 1590 nt
Organism: Letharia columbiana
Lineage: Eukaryota; Fungi; Ascomycota; Lecanoromycetes; Lecanorales; Parmeliaceae
Exons: 4
Coding region: 1-1590 (529 amino acids)
Source: RefSeq, a predicted model, not a curated record